Messenger RNA from Jaculus jaculus (lesser Egyptian jerboa), 1668 nucleotides. RefSeq names its product interleukin 34 (gene Il34). Gene Ontology annotation, molecular function: macrophage colony-stimulating factor receptor binding; cytokine activity. The transcript has 7 exons. Bases 514 to 1212 code for a protein of 232 amino acids. Gene Ontology annotation, biological process: positive regulation of protein phosphorylation; positive regulation of macrophage differentiation; positive regulation of monocyte differentiation. NCBI's taxonomy places the organism in Eukaryota, Metazoa, Chordata, Mammalia, Rodentia, Dipodidae. The record is from RefSeq and is a predicted model, not a curated record.
AGCGCACAAGGCUGGAAUGUGGGAAAGCUGCAGCCUCUUCUACCUGGCACUUACUGCCCACUGUUCCUAGGCACCUGCUGUGGGCCCUGAGCUCUUUAAAGCCUCCAGCAAGCCCUAGAAGACCGCGUCCUGGCAUGUGAGCAGAGCCAGACUUCACACUGAGCAGCUGCAGUCGGAGAAAUCAGAGAAAGCACCACCCAGCUCCAGAUUCCGAGGGGCCUGCUGGGGACUCUCCUCUUCCUCCUCCUUGAGAGACCCCAAGGCCACUGUGUCACGCCAGCUCCUGGUCUGCCAUGGGACCGGCAGCUGCCGCCCCCUGGCUGUCCUCCGCCCUGCCAAGCAGAUAGGCUAGCGGGUGCUUCAGAAGCACCUGCCUCCUCCCUGCCCGGGCCAGCCCUUCCCUGACUUGGUGGCCACCUUUGCUGACCUGAGGCCAUGUAGGCCCUCGCUCAGGCCUCGGUGGAUGCGCGCUGGGGUCAGCACCUCUGCUCUCGGGGAAUCCGGUACACCAUCAUGCCCUUGGAAUUGGCCUGGCUGCACUGUCUUGGGAUCCUCCUUGGCAUGGCCUUGGGGAACGAGAGUUUGGAGAUGUGGCCUAUGACUCAGGAUAAGGAGUGUGAUGUUACGGGCUACCUGCGGGUCAAGCUGCAGUACAAGAACCGGCUUCAGUACAUGAAACACUACUUCCCUAUCAACUACAGGAUCAGCGUGCCUUAUGAAGGGGUGCUCAGAGCUGCCAACAUCACCAGGCUGCAGAGAGCCCGGGUGAGCGAGCGCGAGCUGCGGUACCUGUGGGUCUUGGUGAGUCUCAACGCCACCGAGUCAGUGCUGAACGUGCUGCUCGAGGGCCACCCGUCCUGGAAGUAUCUGCAGGAGGUUCAGACGCUGCUGGAGAAUGUGCAGCAGGUUCAGCAGAGCCUCAUGGAGAGCCAGGAUGUGGAGAUUAGCCCUCAAGUGGAAGCCUUGUUAUCUCUUCUGAGUACCCCAGGCUUGAGCUUGAAGUUGGUGCGACCCAAAGCCUUGCUGGACAACUGCUUUCGGGUCAUGGAGCUGCUGUACUGCUUUUGCUGUAAACAAAGCCACAUCCUAAAAUGGCAGGACUGUGAGGUGCCAAGUUCUCAGCACCAUGGACCAGAGUCCUUAAAUCAGUGUACAGCUCCCCAAGUGUACCCUCCUCCCCUGCCGCCCACCACCUCUCUGCCCCACUCCUAAGGCUCAAGCACCGGGCCCAGGUUAGCCCCUGAGCAGCCUGUAUGUUGACCAUUAUUAGGUCCACUGGAUGAGUCCCAGGUGCUGGCCUGGGCCCAGCUUCCCUGGGUUGGGGGUAUGCAGUCCCACGGGAUGGGUCCCCUGGGAAAGGUGGUUUCCAUUUAUGACACAGCUGGGCUCAGCUUCCUUCUGCACCUUCACAGUCUUGGCUGGAGCCGCAGGGGCACAGCCACCCUUGCUGGCAGGUGCUGCUGCAAUCUCCUGUGGCCUCAAUAGCAGCCAGUGCCGUAUCCCACAGGUGGGUGGUUAGGGUUGGGGGAACCACAUAGGACUGGGGACUCAUGAGGGCUUUCUUUGGGCUGUGACGGGGGUUCAGGAUGGAGUCAAAUGCCACAUCUUGCCACAGUAAUGCUCUUCUAGUUAUUUUUCUUUUUCUAUUAAAUGCCCACUUGGUUUGGU